Molecule: messenger RNA, 5070 nt
Organism: Poeciliopsis prolifica (blackstripe livebearer)
Lineage: Eukaryota; Metazoa; Chordata; Actinopteri; Cyprinodontiformes; Poeciliidae
Product: ankyrin repeat and fibronectin type-III domain-containing protein 1-like
Exons: 19
Coding region: 294-3425 (1043 amino acids)
Biological process (GO): regulation of establishment of bipolar cell polarity; establishment of mitotic spindle orientation
Cellular component (GO): spindle
Molecular function (GO): protein binding
Source: RefSeq, a predicted model, not a curated record
UGCGCCUCUCAGUCCGCGGGGCGAAAAACUCAGAGAAACGAUGGAUUUUGUCGGACCUUUCUGAACAAACGGCGAGAACUAUGUCGUAGCGUCGCUGCGGCGUCGGACGGAAGACGGAGCGAAGAGGAGAUAUUCGCUUAGGGAGUUUCUAAUCCUCCUGGCAAUUUCCCAACAAUUCCCGUCUUUAUUUUCCUACAUUCUCAACAACUGAGUCACUUUUCUUCCGCUUGUAUCUUUUCCUGCAACCUCCUCCCCUCCCCCCCGGCUCCUCUUAUCUCUCGGUCUCCUCUGUCAUGUCCGUAUCCAUGAGGAACCCACCUCAACGCCGGCGCUCCCUGGGUCCCGUCUCACCCAAGCGAAUCUACAGGAACCUCUCUGUCAGACUGAGGGGAGGAGAGUCGUCCGUCGCCGCCGAGGUGGAUGCACCCAAACACACCAGCAAGCCUGCAGAAGCUUACAAGACCCUGUGGGAGGCAGUGGAAAACGAGGACACUCUGGCUGUGCAGAGCCUCUUGUCCAAAGAUCAUGCCAGCUGUGGAGGAGGAGGAUCGAGCUUGUGGGAGCGAGGAGAGAAGAAAGAGAAGGACUGGGAGAGAGAUAAAGAAAAAGGGGUGAACCGAGUCAGCGAGCAGGGGUUGGUUCCUCUGGAUGUGGCCGCGCUUACCCACAACUCCCCUCUUCUUCACGUGCUGACAAAGGCAGGCGCCAGGCAUAACCCUAUUUUGUGCCGGCCAGCAGACUGGGGGCUCAAGCUGGACGCCCUGGUGGAUAUGGCGAGCAGAUGGACGGAGGAGAGGAAGUCGGAGUUGGCCAGGAAAACAGGAGCAGGCCCCCAGGCGCAGGCGGAGGUCCAGAGACAGAGCCGCCUCUGGAGACUGCGGCUGCAGCUGUACUGCCGGAUGAGAGAGAACUUCCAGAACACGGAGCUCCCAGGCCCUCCCAGUCAUGUGUCCUUACUGGUAACCAGCAAUUCCUCUCUGUGCGUGGUGAUCAAGGAGCCGGACGGUAACAGCAUGGGGCUCAUCACCCGCUACAAAGUGGAGUGGAGCACCUCGGUCAGCUUCAAACGCGUCCUCGGAACGGCCCUGGUCACAGAAACGAGGAACCCGUCCUAUAUCAUCAACGGACUGACAGCAGGAACACACUACUACGUGAGAGCGAGCGCCUACAACGUGAAGGGAUGGGGCCCACCUCAGAGCUCGGCUCCGGUCAGCGCCGCCCCCUCCAGCUGGAGAGAGUGUGUUGGUGUGAAGACGCCGCUCAGGAACCACGAGGGCUUUGUGAGGAAACUGCUGGAAGAUGCCAAAGAAUCCCAGUACAGAGGAUAUUAUAUAGACAGCUCGAAGUCGGCGAGUCCCAGCAAGCGCCUGUUGAUGUCUCGGGGCAUCAAGCAGCUUUUCCACUCUGCCACCAAGUUUGUUCGUCUCCUGCAAAGGGGUGUGUACUUGGCGACUGUUUUCUACCACAAGGACAACAUCCUGGUGGCCGCUGAGGAUCAGAUCCCACUGGUGGAGAUCCAGUGCUGCUCCACCUCCAUCACCCAGGACUUCCUGUGGUUUGCCAAGCUGUCCUGCGCGUGGCAGCAGGUGCCCUGGCUUCAGCAGGGCCUGUCGUCUGCUCACUCCUCUCCCUCCUCCCUCCUUCAGAACCGGCACAACAUCUUAAAAGCUGUUUGUCAGCUGCAGUCUUCUUUAGGAACGAUGGAUUUGGGUCAGGUGUACUACGAACCGCUGAAAGACAGGCAGGGCAAUGUGCUAAUAGUGACGCUGAGGGAGUUCCCAAAUCCUCCUUCAAGCCCUCCUGACCCUCCAUUCCACUGGAUUGCUCUGGACCGGCUGGAGCGGAACCGCAGCAGAACCCCUCUGCUGCCCGAGCCCACGGCCAUGGAUAUGCUCUUUGAGCAACUGAAGGACAAGCUGUCCUUCCACAGGCACAGCAUCCAGUGGGCCCAGCCCGGCCUGUAUGUGGGCAUCCUAAAACUGUGCAGCUCGGUGGACCAGAUCAGGGUCCUGGUGCCGCAGCGGCUGCCAAACCUCCUCUGCCACACGCGGGUCCGACACAAUCCCCACGUGACCAGAGAGGAGUGGGCCUGGCUCCAGAGUCAUGUUUACACCGCACACAGCGGCAGCGCUCAGAGCCCGCCGAGCGGCGAGGACGAGAGCAGCGGAGUGGAGGAGUUUGUCAGGUCUCUGAGAGCCGCAGUCACACAUCUCCUGACGAAGCUCAACAUCCCCCUCUACAGGGCCUACCAGUACGGCGUGUACACGCGGGAGCUGCUACAGUUUGGUGGGAAGGUCUCCAUGCUUCUGCUCCUGCCUCCCAGUGAGGACUUCAGCUCCAGCUACUGGCCUCUGGUGGGAACCAAAGAGCCUGGCUUCACACUGCCCCUGCAGAUCUUUGAACUGGUUCACUUCUGGACCUACGAACGGGACUUCCUGAGUCAGUACUGCCAGGCCUGGGUGAGGCUGGAGCUGGACACUCACCUGGCCCAGCAGGCCCUGCGUGAAGCGCUGGACACCAACGAGGUGCAGGAAGCCCGGGAGCGCCUCAAUAACCUCACUGACCUUUCUCGUCGUUUGGAGAUGGUGUGGAGGGACGCCCGUUGGAUAAUGGACUGUCUGCAGUGUGUCCGCUCCAAGCAGUGGGUGGGGGCAGUGCCUUUGGGACUGGUGAUGGGGGGGGACCCACCGCCUCGUCCUGAUGGUGAAGAAGAGGAAGACAGCUUGACUGCAAGGUUGAAGUGGCCGAGCCGGGUCCAAACACUAAGAUCUGUAGCAGGAAGUUCUUCCGCUGUCCCCAUACCGGUUACCGCCGAGGUCUGCGCUCCAGAAAGAAUCCCGGUUGUCCGGGAGAACGCUGCGCUCAGGUUGAUGGAAGGCGUCGUGAAGGGAGGGUACCCUGUUGACAUCAGUGCUCAGUCGACAGCGGACCUGUCCGGCGUCGGCCUGCCGGAGGACGGAUACACCAGCGCUUUAGCGGACAGCAGACUUAACUCUGCUGCUGUUGCACAGCUAGAGACCACGGUGUUGGACACCACAGACUUCAGUCCCAGCAUCACGGACGUCAUCCGGCCGAUGGAGAUGGCGGAGCUGGUGGACAUCUUGCCGGCGCUGAGUCUUAUUGAGGAAGAGAACCCCUGUGCUCCAUCCACUCCGUCUGUAAUGGACAUCCUGGAGAACUUUGGACUUGGGAUCGGGGAGAAAAACGCCCACUUUGUCUUUGAGAUUGACGACAGGAGGGGGUCAAAGGCGAACACCGAGAGCGAGACGCACUGUGAGGGUAUUCUGUUAAACCGAGCAGGAGUCGCGCCUUCUUGUGCCACUGUAAAUGGAUCAGAGAGCGACACGCCUUUUUCAGGGCGCGUCCGCCUCGGGGCGAUAGACAGACGAUGGAGGCUCCAAGUAAGGGAGCAUCAGUUCCAGUGAGGAACCUGGUGGAGUGGGACAGACCGUCCACCAGUUCAUCCUGAUGUUAAACUUUGUCAGCUCGAAGUUGCAGUCACACUCCAGGGCUCGAUGAAGAAGUGAAAAACCUCACUUAUUCUUUUUUUGAUCACUGUAUUUAUUCAUAGUAUAUAAAAACUUUAGCUAGGGCUGGAUGACAUUAGGGAUCAUAUCAGUCGAUAUCAAUAAUUACUGAUAAGUUUUUUGUUUUAAAUAUCUGAAAUGCUCACAAACUGGUGACAUGGCCUUUCCUGUUUUUUCCACAGUUUUCGUUCUAUGCCAUUUUUUUAAAUUUAUUUUUAAGCAGCUAUGAGGCACGGUGGCGAAACCUGAAACUGCUGCUGCGCAAGUUACUCAACAGGUUGUUGCUAGACGACCAAAGAGUGAGUGAGUUUCUUUCUAAUGAAUGAGUGAGUAAACCUAAGCAUCGACCUUUCUUAGCCAGCCGUGAGAGGUUGGGCAACUAAAGCCUUUCCUCUGCCUACAUCCCCCAGAAUGCUGUGCGGUUCUGGAUUGGCGUUCAGUGGAAUUACUGAACAUUCUAUCAGACAUUACAUCUAUAGAUACUGAUCACAUAUCUAUAUCUAUCUAUAUCGUUACUGAUUGAUUGUCCAGCCCUAAUUUGAAUGUAUAUUGUAAGAUUUAGUCUCUGUGAUAAAUUGCACCCAGUUUGAUGAGUAUACCCAGAAAGCUGGACUUGUUUUUGCACAUUUCUCAAACUUUCAUUUUGCAUUUUUCUAGCAUGUAAACUUGUGUUCAUAAGUUUCCAUUCUGAAUAUGAGAAAAAAACAAAACAAAACCAGGUGUUGCUUAGCGGUUGACGAAGUCAUUUGAUAUCUGGCAAUUGUGUUUGCUCUUUUUUUAGAUGAUUAGGACAACAGAAACUAACUAUGCGACCCUGAUAAAAAGUUUACAGAUCAUAUUUCAUGUCAUGUGUUGCACCCUCAUGGAACCAGCACCAGUUUUGGCGUUUGCUCCGGGUUCUGCCCUCAGGCUGUUUGGUUGCAGUGAUGCAGUGAUGGUGACUCAACCCUGCAGCCUUUUUUACAUCAGGCGAAGUUGUGUGUUUUUUUUUUUUUUUUUUUUUGCAUGUCAAAUAACGUGUUGGUUGGAUUACUUUCAACUGAAUGCCUCUUUUUUUUCACUUUUCAUGUCCCUUUUCUGUUUUAUACAGUUCAGUUUUCUUCUAGCACAGAUCCUUUAAUGAAACUUUUUCUCUGGUUAUGAAUCUAGAAAAAUCCGUCUAUUAUGGGGAAACCACUAGUGUUGGAAAAGGAUUUUGUAUUGUCAUCCGUAUUUUGUCAGUGUAUGUAAACCUAUGAGCACAACUUCAGUUCUCUAGAGCUACAAGUCAAAUGUACAAAAUGUAAUAAUAUUAAUAAUAAUAAGCUACAGUAGCAGUCAUGACUUGAAUAUGUCUUGCUCACUACAGGACAAAGCUCUGUUGGUGCUUGUCUGAGCUGCGUUCAAUUCAGUCAAAUAAAAGCAUUUCCUUUGAAUUUUAUAUGUACGGUUUAGGCAUUACAAGCUUCCAGUGUUACUUUCUCUUUUUUCUGGUAUUUUAAUGAUCAUUUAUAUUCAAUAGGAGGGUGAUAUUCACCAAAUAAAACAAUGUGUCUGACUCCGA